AUGGCAUCAACGAAGUCUGCAUCAAAAGCUGCUCCGACAAAGAAAGCCAUCACAGCCAAGAAGAAAGUGUUGAAGGGUCAAAAGCACUUGCACAAGAAGAAGGUUCGUACUUCGGUUCACUUCCGUCGACCGAAGACUCUGAAGACAGCACGUAAUCCCAAGUAUCCUCGAAAGUCAGCACCGGCUCGCAACAAGCUGGAUACUUUCGCUAUUAUCAAGCAUCCUCUCACAACUGAAUCGGCGAUGAAGAAAAUCGAAGACCACAACACUCUGGUCUUCAUGGUUGACGUGAGAGCCAACAAACAUCAGAUUCGGAAUGCAGUGAAGAAACUGUAUAACAUUGAUGUGCAGAAGAUAAACACGCUCAUCACACCACAUAUGGAAAAGAAGGCGUACAUUCGUCUUACUUCAGACUACGACGCCCUUGAUUGCGCCAAUAAGAUCGGAAUCAUUUGA
Molecule: messenger RNA, 456 nt
Organism: Haemonchus placei
Lineage: Eukaryota; Metazoa; Nematoda; Chromadorea; Rhabditida; Trichostrongylidae
Source: the annotation of a GenBank genome assembly